Messenger RNA from Homarus americanus (American lobster), 3090 nucleotides. RefSeq names its product tetratricopeptide repeat protein 30A-like (gene Ttc30). The transcript is spliced from 16 exons. Gene Ontology annotation, molecular function: intraciliary transport particle B binding; protein binding. The record is from RefSeq and is a predicted model, not a curated record. NCBI's taxonomy places the organism in Eukaryota, Metazoa, Arthropoda, Malacostraca, Decapoda, Nephropidae. Gene Ontology annotation, biological process: intraciliary transport. Bases 182 to 2143 code for a protein of 653 amino acids. Gene Ontology annotation, cellular component: axonemal microtubule; intraciliary transport particle B.
AUUGAACUCCUUAGCUGAAUCCCCCUUCAAGAGACCAUUCCCCAAAGAAAUGACAGGUUUCACAGCUUCCUGACUGCCAUCACUGUUCUCUAUCCACCUUAAUAUUAUGGCUGAGAUGAGGACAUUUGACUCGUCUUCUUCCUGAAAUUAUCUAUUUGUGGCACCACCUGGAUAAACAGUUAUGAUGCUGCAGAAUAUUCAGAUCAGAGAUGGAGAAUAUACCAAGACGAUAUAUUCAUUGAUCAAGGAGCAGCGGUACAGUGAAGCCAUACAAAUACUGAAUCACAUUAUUGAGUCUUACCCAAGUAUGAGCUCCCGAGCUGCCUUGUCUCUCCUAGCAUACUGUUACUUCCACAUGCAAGACUAUGCCAACUCUGCCAACUGUUAUGAACAUCUCACCAUCAUAUUCCCUGAAAUUGAGGACUACCGCUUAUACUAUGCACAAGCCUUGUACCAGACUUGCCUGUACGAGGAGGCCAUGAAAGUGACGCACCAGAUUGAGUCACCAGAGUAUGCCGGCCGCAUCACAAAGCUUCAGGCAGCCAUCAAGUACGGAGAAGAGGACCUCCCAGGUGCCAAGAGCCUGGUGGAUCAGUGUCCCUCAGAUGACCCAGAAACAGAGGUCAACCAUGGAUGUCUACUCUUUAAGGAAGGACGGUACGAGGAGGCCUGUCAGAAGUUCUCCAGUGCUUUACAAGUGGCUGGCUACAAACCUCAUCUCUCAUACAACAUUGCACUCUGUCACUAUCGUCUCAAGCAGUACGCUCCUGCCCUGAAGCACAUUGCGGACAUUAUCGAGCGUGGUAUUCGAGAACACCCAGAGCUUAGUGUAGGCAUGACCACUGAGGGUAUUGAGGUACGGAGCGUCGGCAACACACUCACGCUGCACGAGACGGCGCUGAUUGAAGCAUUCAACCUGAAGGCUGCCAUAGAGUACCAACUGAAAAACUAUGAGGCGGCUCGUGAAGCACUGACCGACAUGCCUCCUCGGUCAGAAGAAGAGCUUGAUGCUGUUACACUCCACAACCAAGCGUUGAUGAACAUGGAAACAAAACCGACUGAAGGAUUUGAGAAGCUACAGUUCCUCUUAGGUCAGAAUCCAUUCCCGCCAGAGACCUUUGGUAAUCUCCUUCUGCUGUAUUGUAAGUAUGAAUAUUACCACCUGGCCGCUGAUGUCCUCGCUGAAAACGCUCACCUCACGUAUAAAUAUUUAACACCACAUCUUUUUGACUUCCUGGAUGCCUUGAUCACCCAACAAACCGCAGCGUCAGAAGCAUACCGUAAAUUUGACGAGUUGGGGUCACGUCAUAUCGAGUUGCUGCGGAAACUGACGAAGGUGGUGCAGGAGGCCAGACAGAAUCACGAUGAUGAUCAAGUCAAGACCGCCGUCAAUGAAUACGAAGAAGUGUUAGAAAGGUAUAUUCCGGUGUUGAUGGCUCAGGCUAAGAUAUACUGGGAUCUGGAGAAUUAUUCCCAAGUGGAGAAGAUCUUUCGGAAGUCGGUCGAAUUUUGUAAUGAAUCUGACGUGUGGAAGCUGAAUGUGGCCCACGUUCUGUUCAUGCAGGAGAAUAAGUUUAAAGAGGCAACCGGGUUUUAUGAGCCCAUCGUGAAGAAGAACUAUGAUAAUAUCCUCAACGUGAGUGCCAUUGUUCUAGCCAACCUGUGUGUGUCCUACAUCAUGACCAGCCAGAAUGAGGAAGCUGAAGAACUGAUGAGAAAGAUUGAAAAGGAAGAAGAACAACUAGCCUAUGAAGAUCCUGAGAAGAAGAUUUAUCACUUGUGUAUUGUCAAUCUUGUUAUUGGGACCCUCUACUGUGCCAAAGGUAAUUACGAGUUUGGUAUCUCCCGCGUGAUCAAGAGUCUAGAACCAUAUAAUAAGAAGCUGGGAACUGACACCUGGUAUUAUGCCAAGAGAUGUUUCCUCUCCCUCAUCGAGAACUUGGCCAAGCACAUGAUAACUGUUAAGGAUUCGGUGAUUCAAGAGUGCAUACAAUUUCUGGAGCACUGUGAAGUAUAUGGGAGGAAUGUAAAGGGGGUGAUUGAACACCCACUGGAGGAAAUGGCCAUCCAUCCUGGGAAGAACACAGUCACUUUUGAGUCUAGACUACUGAAGGCUCUGCUUCUACAAAUUCAACAGAUGUAAAAUAAGGGAAAACCUAAAGACCUUCCUCCAUCUUAACCACACCAAAACAACCUGAAGAAGGAGGUAGCUAAUCUUCAGGUGAUCCAUACAAGAUAAAAAUCAUAAUUGGUCUUAUAUUUUGACCAUACAACAAACACUCAGUAGUGGCCUUUAGAGUACCAUGAAGAACCAAGUGUCAGAGGGUGGUGCCAGGUAACCAUGUACGGUACUGUAACAUGAACCUAUUGUAUACCCUAUGUAUAUCUUGCAUAUUUUCUGGUACUUAGUGUUAGAUGAACAAUCCACCUAUAUUUAUAUCUCAGUAUUUAUGCACAAGUAUCAAAAUAAAUGUCAAUGGAUGAAUUAUAAAGAGAAUAAAGCUUGAAUAUAACAACAAUAUUAUAUAUGGUAAAGCGAUCUCUUCCUUGUGUUCAUAUAUGAUUCUGUUUCCUUUAAUCUUCAUGUGCAGUAUAUUUUAGUAUUGAUUAAAAUGGCUCCUUUUCUAUAUUAAACUAUUUAAUUCUUAAUUCACAUAAAAAAUUGUGUCAAGAUCUCAGCAUUACUGUACUCGGUAUGCCAAGUAAUGUACAGUAUAUUUUGAUUCUUCAGAAUAAACUAUAAUUUGUUGUAAAUUCAAGGAAACAGACUAGGAAGAAAUAAUCCAAUGCUGAAUGGUUCAACAUUGAUCACUAAUCUAUUUAUGGGUUAUAUUAGGAGUUUAAAGUUGACAAUUUUUUAAUCUGCAAUGUGUGUGAAGUAUUUAUUGUACAGUACGUAUAUACUGGGGCAAGUUUGAUCCCCUAAUACGACCCGUAACUCUGUGACAAAAGUGUCUUAAUUGCCUUUUAAUUAAAUGUUUGCAGUGUAUGACUAAUGUAUAUUUUGAUGUUAAUCUAAAAAAGUUUCUUAUUUCAUAUAGUUUUUACACCAUAACACUGUACCUGUGAUAAAUACAACCAUUAAAUUUA